UGAAACUUAACCAAAAUAUUUAAACUUUUAAUUUAACUAAGUAUUGUGAUAAUAGUUAGCAAUAGUUAUUAAGUGAGGUUUAAAUGGAUAUCUAAAUAUAUGUUGUUGUUUACUAGUUCUAGUAAAUGAGUGAUGUGUGAUUAUAGUUAACUAUUCAAGGAAUUUCAGCAAAAAAAUCAUGCCCCACCUCUUAACAACAUAGUAUGAGAAAUGUUAUAAAAUGGCCGAGUUCCUGCCCCUUUGCGAUGUGCUAUUCAACGUGAUAUCGCUAGCGGGCUACUUCUGCGACGUGGUGUUCGACCUCGUGAUGGGGUACGCGCUGCUCGAACGCGGGUACAAGGGGACGUUCGCAGCCACUAUAUCGAUAGUUAUCACAUCACUAUUGAUAUCACAGGUACUAUCACUCCGUUGGUAUCUCCACGUGUGGUGGGGUAGCGAGGGUCGUAAAGGUCGACCACCUUGGCUACCGAUACUCUUACACUGCUUACAAAUGGGUGUACUGUGGAGAUACGCAAGGUUACUUGUACCUGUCGAACUGCGGAGGGUUAAACACCAAGUUCGUGAUCUUUGUAUGUUGCGUCUGGUCCACGCCUUUUGCGAAGCGGCUCCAAUGUUGCUCUUACAAUUACACAUUUUAUUAAAAGAAGCACAUUUGGAGAUCAGCGAACUGGGUGUCCCUCCGGAUCCUAAUAUCGACGAACCAGCCGCAAACAAAGCGUUCGCGGAACUGAACAUAAUAUCGGCGUCCCUAUCGCUAUUCUCCGUGUGCUGGGCGCUCGCCAGCUUCAGCAAGAACGUGCGGCUGCAGAACGUGCACCGCCUCGUGUUGACCUGGCUGGGGGUUAUAUUCCAGUUUCUUUGGCGGCUGGGUACGAUAUCGGCCCGCGUGUGCGCGCUCACCGUCUACGCUCUAGUCUACGAAUACUGGGUAUUCUUAGUUAUAGGCCUGCACUGGGUGUCCAUGUUCCUGUGGCUGAUAUCGCCCAAGAACGUGUUCCACGGGGAGCGCAUCAGCCGCCCGCGCAAGGCCUACCUCGCGGCGCUCAUCGCAUUCGUCUACGUGUUCGCGUACGUCAACCUGCAGGAGCUCAACCAUAGGCAGAAAAUGGUGAUAUUCUACUGCGUGAUGUGCGUAGAGAACAUGGUGCUAGUGACGGCCUGGUGGUGGGCCGGUGCCCCGAGAGGCCCGCCGCCGGCCCGCCUCGCGCCCGCCGCAGCGGCUGCCUUCCUGGCGGGCCUCGCUGCUAUGUCCCUGUACUACCGGUACUUCCACGUGCGGCGACUUGGCUACAUGCUGGGAGAACAUCAACAAGGAACCAAUAGUACAAACGCUUCCUCACAGAACAAGCUUGGUAAAUCUGGUCAAAAUGACAAUACCGUGAUACCGGGCGUGUUCAACUGUAGGUUUUCAAAUCCAGUAAAUAGCAGCGCGGCGAACGGUCGCAAGAAGAAGAAGCCGACAUCGUUCGUGCCCCCGCCGGCGGGCGCCGCGCCGCAGCCCUUCUGGCGCCGCCCGCUGCCGCACGCACACGCGCACACACACACACACCACGGUGGCUCAUCAGAAAACGAAGGUUCAAGCGUGGGAUCGCGCGUCAACAUCCAACAGAAACUGCAAGAGAAAAAACAGAAACAACUAGCCGAAUUACGCGUCAUAGAAGAAGAAAUAAAGCAAGGAAAACUCGCCAAAACCACGCCAGUCGCGGCAGAAGAAAUAUACAGUAGUCUACAAAGACAACCCAUACCCAGAGCGAAAACACACGCAGAACCACCCGCCUGGCCUAGUAUAGAAGUCGCGCAUUCAUACCAAAACUACCCAGUGUUACCCCAUACUUGCAUCUACCCCACUUACACGGAAAUAAAACCGGACUACGCAGAAAACUUUCAAAAUAACGAAACUUCAAACGACAUAAAAAUACGACAAAACAUAUACAACCAAGAAUCUAGAACGUUCUAUGAAAAUCCUGCUAAUUUACGCGGCGAAAACAGAGCAGUUAUUCGAUCGCCCAACUAUCUAGCAAUCAAUGAAAACAGAAACUUCGAAACCAGAAGUCCCCGGAAUGUUCUAGACAGUCCUCGAAACGCGUACAUAAGUGACGUCACUUCGAAUAACUACGACUCGGCCAUAGACAAAAGUCGACCACAGACAAACUAUACAGAUGAUAGACAAAAUAUAGAGUUCUCGAACUAUUGCGAGACAAAUCAGCCGUUUAAAUAUGACGAUAAAGACGAAUAUAUGCAUAAUGCUUUGAGUAACCAAGUGGAUAAUAUUCGGAUAUACAACGAGGUUGGGUGUGGCCAGUAUAAUCAGAAUUGUGAGCGAAUGUUCCCAUAUUCAGGGUUGCCAGGGAAGAAAAUAGAGCAAAUUAGGAAAAUGCAACGAUGCAGGACGCCAGAGAUAUUGUUGGCGCCGCAUUAUUUGGAGGGAUGUAAUAGACAAGUGUGCUGCCAUUGGCCGGGGCCUUAUGGCAGAAAGAAAGAGGAAGGCGGCAGCAGCGGGGAACAAUCCAGUCCUGAAGGAAACCGGGAGACGCCGAGACCUCCCAGCGAUAUCGACAGUCAGAUAUCUCUGCCCCGCUCGUACACGCUGCCCCGCGAGUUCCGCUACUGGCGGCGCCGUCCGCGCUUACGGGACGCGCACCUGCCCAGUAAUAAUAGCAGCGAUGGUGACGUAGACAGCGGCGAUAACGAGAGCGAUCGUCGUUCAAAUUGUUCUGCAACAUCCCAAAUCCACCCGCCGACAUACAGCGAUAACUUCGCCUACAGACAACCAGAUAUGAUCCCGCGACAAGACGACAGAUACGAUGUGUAUGGUGCGUGUGAUAGACGCCCGAGGCGGGGGUUCAGGAAACCCGGGCCCAAACCAGAGACUAAAUUAUAAAAAAAGUAAAAAAAUGGCGGGAAUUUUCCAGAAUUAUGAAUAUGAAGAAUUGUACAUUCUUUGAUACAGUUUUAUAGCAUAUAAAUGCUUUAUAAAUGAGAAAUUUUUUAAAUGGAAAA
Molecule: messenger RNA, 3000 nt
Organism: Colias croceus (clouded yellow)
Lineage: Eukaryota; Metazoa; Arthropoda; Insecta; Lepidoptera; Pieridae
Exons: 15
Coding region: 221-2881 (886 amino acids)
Biological process (GO): apoptotic process involved in development; phosphatidylserine exposure on apoptotic cell surface; engulfment of apoptotic cell
Cellular component (GO): plasma membrane
Source: RefSeq, a predicted model, not a curated record